AUGCCCGACGCUUAUCAUCGCCAAGUUCGCCGCGAUCUCGCUCAGUGGAAAGCUGAACGCGAAGAAGAGGCGUUGGUUCGGGAGCAAAAGUUGAGGGCGAUGGAGGAAGGGGGAAAACAAUCGGCUGUGAGUUAUUUUUGGGAUCAUUGAAACUAUUCACUACUGAAUUUUUUGAUAGACAAAAUUGGAUUUUUCAAGAUUUUUGAGAAAACUGAUAUUCCGAAUAUUAUUGUGGCAUCUUUAAAAAAUGUGGCAGCUCGUGAAUAUUUCAAAAAUAAAUGAAUGUCUAUGUUCGCGCGCGGUCGCGAUGCGGUCGAAAUUAAGUCAAUAUCGUCAAUUCUAUUCCGACCGCAUCGCGACCGCGCGCACACACCGACAUUCAUUAGUUUUCGAAAUAAUUAUGAGGGACUAGCUUUUUAAAAUUCCACAAUACUUUUUUGAGAUUUUGAGCAUCAUGUUCAAGGUGCAAAAUGUGUUUCAGAAAUCUAAAUUUUCAAAACAAACUCCACGUUUUCUUAAAAAUAGAGUCUUCACUUUUAAAAACCGUCCAUUUUCACGAUUUUUGAUAAAUAUUUUUAUGUAAAUCUGAAAAAUUUCAAAAAACCUUUCUCAUUCAUCACAUUUUCUCAAUUAUUUUUUUUUUCAGCGCGCCCCAAUUCCAACAUCCAGCGAGCCGAUUGCCUGUAGGACUCGUUCUGAGUCCUACAGGCUCUUUCUUUGGGAGCGAUACUGCACUUAAGUAAGUUCAUUUUUUUGUUUAUAAAUCAGAUGUUUAAUAAUAACUAACAUUUUUCAGUUCGCAGUAUCGCUUCCAUUGGUGCCCCAUCUUCCUUCGCCGCCAUCCAAACCAUCUACACUCUUCUCGGCACCACCAUCUCCACCAACUUCUUCCAUUUUCACAUUUAUUGCUACAUUCUUUCAAUUUUCUUUGCGCGCAUUUAUCGAGCACGUAUUUUUAUCUUUAUAUUCUUAAUUGGCUUUUAAUAUAUUGAACACUGAUAAAUAUUUUUAUUUUGAAAAUGUUGUUAACUUCGAAAAUAAUGCAUUGUGAUUGAGAGUUUGUCAGAAUUUCUUCUCGUUCAAAAAAGAUCAAUUCGUUGAUUUUCUUGUUUUUUUUUGUUGAUAUUUUUAUUUGAGAUAUUCCUAUUCAUAUGAGUUGGAGGGAAUUUUGUGGGCUUGAAGAUUUUAUUUUGGAAGACAGCCUUCUGAAGCUUUUUGUAGCUUUUUGAAGCUUCUAAAAUCGUAGUUUUUCAUUUUGUAUAUGUUUUCUUCACCAUAUCAUUUAUUUUCACUCAUAAAAUGCUUGAUUUUCCUCACUUUCUUAGUUGAUUUCCAGUGUUUUUCGUUGAUUUUCCCCUCCAAAUAUCAUAGUUUUUCAUUUUGUCUCCGUUCAUUCAUUCAUUCUUUACUAUUUCACUUAUUUUCGCCGUCAAAAUGCUUGAUUUUCCCUCUUUUUCUAAUUGAUUUCCAGUGUUUUUCGUCUAUUUUCUUCCCCCAAAUACUCAAUUUUGGAUAUUACCAAUGUCUAUUCAUUCUCUACAUAUUCGGUUCAUUUUUUCUUCCAAAUGCUUGAUUUUCCUUACUUUUCUAGUUAAUUUCCAGUGUUUUCCGUUGAUUUUUCCUUCCAAAUAUCAUAGUUUUUCAUUUUGUCUCCGUUCACUCAUUCAUUCUUUACUAUUUCACUUAUUUUCGCUCUCAAAAUGCUUGAUUUUCCUCAUUUUUAUAGUUGUUAUUCAUUGUUUUUUAUACUUAUUCGUUCCUCAUUCACCUAGUUGUCCAUUUUAUUAAAGUGAAUCUUGUUCAUUUUUGUUGUUUCUUCAUCUCUUUUCGUUAAUUGUAUCACUUGUUGUUCUUGUCAUUUUUUGUUUUUUCUUGUGAUUUUUUCGCUUUUUUUGGUUAGGAUUGAUAGUAUUUUGGCUAUUCUGUUGACUUUUGAAUGAAAUGUGUUGUUCUAGACUUCAACUAAUUUGUUGGUUGUAUUUGAGAUUUUCGAGUAAUCUUAUAAAACAUUGUUUUUUCUCUCUUUUUUUGUUUUCUUCUCUUCAUAUUAAGCUUUUUGCUGUUUCUUUUAUCAAUUUUUAAUUCCAAAAUGGUUUUUGCAGCUCGGUGGAUUUCGUCGAUUCGAUAUUCGACAACUCGACUCGCCUCUUCCUCCGCUUCCGCCUCGCCACCUCGGAGACGAAGGUUAG
Molecule: messenger RNA, 2189 nt
Organism: Caenorhabditis angaria
Lineage: Eukaryota; Metazoa; Nematoda; Chromadorea; Rhabditida; Rhabditidae
Source: the annotation of a GenBank genome assembly